Molecule: messenger RNA, 639 nt
Organism: Saprolegnia parasitica CBS 223.65
Lineage: Eukaryota; Oomycota; Saprolegniomycetes; Saprolegniales; Saprolegniaceae
Exons: 2
Coding region: 1-639 (212 amino acids)
Source: RefSeq, a predicted model, not a curated record
AUGGCCAACUCCAGCGUUCAAUCCGGCCUCGUUUUGAAUGCUGCCGCACUUGGCUCACUCGGCUCCUCCAUCCCCACGGGUCGCCCAGGAACUCCUGCGUCCUCCAUGACUUCCAGCCGCUCAUGGUCCAGUACCCUCACAUGGAACUCCAAUCCAGCUCAGCCCCACCGAGUGCAGACAGGAGUCGACUACCUCUUCGCCGAGUUCCAGACGACUCGCGAAGAUGUCCUCUUCCAACGGUCGUAUGAGAAGGCUGGGAGAGCCAAGGCGAGGGGUGACUGGAUCAGCUUCAAGAAAGAGCUGGCCAUCCAACGAGAUCUUAAGGAGAGACAGCAGGUGAAGAGGCUCAAGGCUGUCGACACCAUUGCUCGCUCUCGCAAUUGGAACUGUGUCGCGACUGGCCAGAUCGACGUGCAUUACCUCUCGCUCCGAGGCGCCGAACAGUUGCUUGCUGAGACGCUGCCUAUUAUGGAGGCCAAGGGACACCAGCGUAUUUGUGUCAUUGCGGGCGCCGGUAAGCACAGCAAGCACCAAGACCAGCAGCCUCUUUUGAACGGCGUCAAGGUCUACCUGCUCCGUCGUGAGAAACGAUUCCAAGACCACCGAACCUGGUAUGGGGCGCUUAUCGUGUGGCUCUGA